This is a messenger RNA of Mangifera indica (mango), 742 nucleotides long. RefSeq names its product early nodulin-like protein 1. Gene Ontology annotation, molecular function: electron transfer activity. The record is from RefSeq and is a predicted model, not a curated record. Bases 97 to 603 code for a protein of 168 amino acids. The transcript is spliced from 2 exons. Gene Ontology annotation, cellular component: plasma membrane. NCBI's taxonomy places the organism in Eukaryota, Viridiplantae, Streptophyta, Magnoliopsida, Sapindales, Anacardiaceae.
UAUAAAUUCAACACAACGAAACCUUCAAAAACUGAAGAAUCCAUCCCCAUCCUCAUUUCUCUCCCUUCACAUUUCAUUACCAUAGCUUCUUCUUCAAUGGCGACUUGUCUGCUCCUCGCACUUCUUCUAUUCUUCAGCUUCUGUGAAGCUAAAGAUAUCGUGGUUGGUGGCAAAAUCGACGCAUGGAAGGUACCUUCUUCAGAAUCUGAUUCUCUCAAUCACUGGGCUGAGCGUUCCCGUUUCCGAAUAGGAGAUUCUCUCGUGUGGAAAUGUGAUGCUCAGAGAGACUCGGUGUUGCAAGUGACUAAGGAAGCUUAUGCUAGCUGCAAUACUUCGAACCCAGUUGCAGAAUACAAGGAUGGAAACACCAAGGUGGAGCUGGACCGGUCUGGGCCCUUCUACUUCAUCAGUGGAGUGAAGGGAAACUGUGAGAAAGGUGAGAAGUUGGUUGUGGUGGUUCUGUCUUCAAGGCACAGGCUCAUUUCUCCGGCACCUUCUCCAGCGGAGUUUGAGAGUCCAGCCGUUGCUCCAACAAGUGGUGCUUCAAGCUUGAAGGGUGGCUUGUUGGUCGUUUUAGCUGUUCUAGCUUGGGGGUUGUUCUAAUUCAAAUUGCAACCUCGGAUGUAUUGGACAUGGUAGGAGCUUUUUGUUUAUAUGUUCUAGGGAUCAUUUCAUUUUUUUCUUGCUAUAUGAUGUUCAUCCUCGGCUGAGAUUUAUAGUUACAUAAAAUUCAGUUUGCCAA